AUGGCUGUAACAGAAGUUACGUACCUGGUUGUUGGUGGAGGAAUUGCCGGUGUAACUUGCGUGGAAACUUUAGCAAUUCUGCACCCUGAGGAGACACUUGCCAUUAUAACUGCUUCUUCUUUGGUAAAGAAUGUUAGCAAUGUGAGUUUCUUUGCUAAGACCAUUGUAAAGUUUGAUGUAAAUGAAACAGAAGCAAGCUCUUUGAUGAGAAUUCAUCCAAACCUUAAAAUUGUCUUUGAUUCUCUGAAACAUGUGGAUACACACAAUCAAAUUGCCUACACUUAUGCUGGUGAUGAAAUUAAAUAUAAAGUUAUGUGUAUUUGUACUGGUGGAGUACCUAAACUGAUAAGAGACUCUGAUAAAAGUAAGAGGAUACUUGGAAUCAGAGAUACUGAGUCAGUAAAAGAAUUUCAGGAAAAGCUAAAAACAGGCCGGAGGAUGGUUGUAGUUGGCAAUGGUGGUAUAGCAUCUGAGAUAGUACACGCUACAUCUGGCAUACAAAAAGUAUGGGUAAUUAGAGAUGACUACAUAUCAGCUACAUUUAUAGAUCCUGGAGCAGCAGAGUUCUUCCAAAACACAUUUAAAAAUAGAGAGUCACAGCCUAAUCAAAAGACUGUUAUCAGAAGACAUGUAUUUACUGAAGAAGAUCAAGUGGUUUCUUUAAAUAAAGAUCUUAAGUCUGCAGCAUUAGGGCCAGAUUGGUACAAAAAACUAGAAGGAAUUAAAGAUGACAAGGGUGUACAAGAACUUGAGAUUGUAUACAAAGUUGAGAUAAGUUCUGUUGAAGAGAAAAGUGAUAAAGAGUUUCCACUUGAAGUUGUGCUUUCAAAUGGUAGAAGUAUUGAGUGUGAUUUUGUUAUUUCUGCAACUGGUGUUGAACCUGCUGUAAACUUCUCAUGGGAUAAAGAACCUGUGAAAGGUCCAGAAGGUGGUUUGGCUGUAAAUGAGUUCCAAGAGACAUCAAUAAAGAAUGUUUUUGCUGCAGGUGAUGUUGCACAUGCAGCAUGGGAGCAUGCUGCUCAUUGGUUCCAGCUCAGGCUAUGGACUCAAGCUAGACAAAUGGGAGGAAUGGCUGCUAAAGCAAUGCAUGGUAGAGUUGUCAAUGAAGAAGUCUUGCAAGAUUUCUGCUUUGAACUAUUUACACACUGCACCACUUUAUUCGGAUAUCAGGUUAUUUUAUUAGGGAAGUAUAAUGCCCAAGGAUUAGGGAAUGAUUAUGAGAUAUUGCUUCGAAUGACUCCUAAUCAUGAAUAUAUUAAGCUAGUCCUACAAAAUGGAAAGAUGCAGGGAGCUAUUCUUAUUGGAGAAACAGACUUAGAAGAAAUGUGUGAGAAUUUAAUCCUAGACCAGUUGGAUUUGACACCUCUUGUAGAUGAUAUUUUGAAUCCAGAUAUUGAUAUUGACGACUAUUUUGAUUAA
Spodoptera littoralis (African cotton leafworm) is the source of this 1419-nucleotide messenger RNA. Lineage: Eukaryota; Metazoa; Arthropoda; Insecta; Lepidoptera; Noctuidae. The record is from the annotation of a GenBank genome assembly.